AUGAACCAGCAGACUGAUUCCUCGCAGCUCGCAAAUUGCGAUAACAUUCCUGUCAUCGAUUUUUCGAGCGUAGACAGUACAUCACCGGAGGAGCGCCAGAAGCUCGCACAAACAGUCUUCGAUGCUUGCUCGCAAGUGGGGUUUUUCUACAUCAGGAAUCAUGGAAUCCCAGAGACCCUGGUGAACGGGAUCCACGAUGCAGCAAGGCAUUUCUUUGACCUGCCCGAGGAGGAGAAGAUGAAAUUCUAUAUUGGUAACUCACAGGUCUCUAUCAAAUAUCCAAUGAAAUUUCGCGGAUACAGCCCGAUAGGUGGCGAGAAGUCCACAGGCACCGAAGAUGAUCCCGUACCGGAGGAAGAAGCGACCGGAGUUCUCUCAGAGGCAUUCGAUAUCGGCUAUGAAGUUGUUAUGGAUUCCACCAAGCCCAAAAACGCUGUUCUUCCUCCAGAUCCCUACGAACUCUAUGGAGACAACCAGUGGCCCGACGAAAAGACAAUUCCAGGGUUUUCCAAGAUGUACAUCAAAUACUGCAUUUCCGCUCUGGAUCUUUGCCGCAAGAUGAUGAAGAUUUUUGCUCUUGCACUUGGGUUGCCUGAAACCUACUUUGAUUCUAGCAUCCAGACACCAGGAGUGACCUCGAGAAUGAUGCAUUACCCCGCCCAACCGGUAUCGGGGGAGGUGCAAGAAGGACUCGGAGCACAUACGGAUUGGGAAUGCUUUACAAUCCUGUCGCAGGGGAAAGUCCCUGGCCUAGAAAUUCUUAAUCACAAGGGUGAAUGGAUUCUGGCGCCUCCUAUCCCCGGAACACUGGUGGUCAAUAUUGCCGACUGUCUAUCCACUUGGACAAAUAAAAAAUUCAAGUCAACAAUUCACCGCGUGAAUAAUCUGUCAGGAGAAGAGCGAUAUUCGAUUCCCUUCUUCUUUGGUGUGGACUACGAUGCUACAGUAUCUGUUUUGAAGAAGUAUACAUCGGACGUGAAUCCCCCGUGCAGGCCACCAUUUAAGGCUGGAGAUUGGGUUCGUGAGAAACUUUCAAGGGCCUACGUGGGUUAUGAAGGUUAA
Penicillium daleae is the source of this 1062-nucleotide messenger RNA. RefSeq names its product isopenicillin N synthase family dioxygenase. The record is from RefSeq and is a predicted model, not a curated record. The transcript has 6 exons. Lineage: Eukaryota; Fungi; Ascomycota; Eurotiomycetes; Eurotiales; Aspergillaceae. Bases 1 to 1062 code for a protein of 353 amino acids. Gene Ontology annotation, molecular function: dioxygenase activity.